AUAUUAAUAGGCGCAUGCUCUCAAGAUUUGUUCUUUCCAGUGGAAAUUCUGUUUACGGUCUUUCAAAUAUUGAUGAAGUAUGGAGUCGAAAGUAGUUGACAAUGUGGCAAUGUGUGAGAGUGAAGAAGAAGAAGAAGAAGAUUAUGUGAUAAAUGUUCCUUCAAACUUUCAGCCGAAUGAUCGUGGUUUGGGUUUUCAGUUAUUCAGCAGUAUGGAAAAAUAUAAGAAUUCUGUUGCACAGUUCAUCACCGAUAAUGAAGGAGAACAAACCUAUGGUGAAUUACUGAAGAAAAGCAUUAGAACAGCAUUGCAUCUUAGAGAUAGAGGAUUAAACAAUAAUGACGUAGUGAUGUUAUGUUCGAACAAUCAUGAAAAUAGCUGUAUUCCCUUCAUAGCAAGUUUAUUUUUGGGAGUUCCUGUCGCAUCUCUUGAUCCUGCUUUAUCAAUCAUGGACACAUCUCAUUUGUUGAAGGAAGUCACACCUAAAAUUAUGUUCGUUGUUUCUCAUGCGUUGGAAAUGAUAGAAACGUCUCUGUUAGAAGCAGACAUCGAAACUGAAAUCGUUAUUUUUGGCAGCUCAGACAAGUAUACGGAGUUUGCGGAUUUCCUGCAGUUCCAUGAGGAUGAAGAAAAAUUCAUUCCUGUUUAUGUAUCGAGUUUGCAAGAGACGGCAGUAAUUUUCUUCAGUAGUGGAACAACGGGUAUACCAAAAGGAAUUAUGAUUAAUCAUUAUACUCUAAUGGGCCAGACUGACAAUCUGAUCUAUCAUCAAUACGAUAUAGCCAAGUGCAAGGUUCGUCAACCCUUGGUUGCAGAAACAACACAAAUGCACGAAGUCACCAACAUAAGUCAGUCGCACUCUGCUAAUGACUCCUAUUUAGAGAAAAAAGUGAAGCAAUCUUCAUUUACUCCGAUGCAGGCCAUUUCAUCGCUGUUUCUGUCACCAUCGCAAGCUGUGGAUAUGGUUAAAGCUGGACGUCCUGACCAUCUUGAUACUACCAGUCUUUGGACUUGCUUUACCGGUGGCGCUGCUUUAUCCGAAAAAUAUAUAGAAACACUGAGAGACCUACUUCCGGGAUGUUUUGUGUUUCAAGUUUAUGGACAAUCAGAAGUUGCUGGAAUUUUAACUCAGUUUAAAACGAACCAAGUCCGUGACUGUCUAUACUUGCACCAGAAACCUAGAUCGGUUGGCGUUGCAGUGGCUGGUUUCAAGUACAAGAUAGUCGAUACUGAUACAGAAAUAAUCUGUGGUCCAAACAAACCUGGAGAACUGAGAGUGAAGAGCAAAUUCGUAAUGAAUGGUUACUUCAAAAAAGAUUCUUCAGAAUCUUUCGACUCUGACGGAUGGCUCAGGACUGGUGACGUAGUUUAUUAUGACGAAGAUGGAUGUUUUUUUGUAGUUGAUAGAAUCAAAGAGAUGCUGAAGUAUAAGUCAUGGCAUAUAGCACCAGCAGUACUCGAACAGAUCCUAGUGAAUCAUCCAGCUGUUAAAGAAGCCUUAGUGAUAGGUAUUCCUCAUGAAGAAGAUGGCGACCUUCCUAUGGCCCUGCUCACAUUGAACGAUAACUUCAGAGAAAAAAUUACUGGACAAGACAUAGAGAGUUACGUGGAAGAUAAAGUUCCAGACAGAAUGAAGUUACGAGGUGGAGUGAAGUUCCUUGAGAGUUUCCUCUUAACCCCGUCAGGAAAGGUGAAAAGAAGAGAAAUGAAAAAUAUGAUUUUGAAUGGAGACAUAUGAAAAAUUACUUUACUCGCUAGUUACUAUAUAUUUUCCAGGGUAAUUUUGGUUUGAAAUUGUACUAUAUGUAAUCAAAAUCUGUCGAAUAAAAUAAUAUUGAGGUGCUGCUGAUGAAA
Molecule: messenger RNA, 1854 nt
Organism: Leptinotarsa decemlineata (Colorado potato beetle)
Lineage: Eukaryota; Metazoa; Arthropoda; Insecta; Coleoptera; Chrysomelidae
Product: luciferin 4-monooxygenase
Molecular function (GO): CoA-ligase activity
Source: RefSeq, a predicted model, not a curated record